Trifolium pratense (red clover) is the source of this 882-nucleotide messenger RNA. RefSeq names its product guanine nucleotide-binding protein subunit gamma 1-like. Bases 321 to 659 code for a protein of 112 amino acids. Gene Ontology annotation, biological process: G protein-coupled receptor signaling pathway. The record is from RefSeq and is a predicted model, not a curated record. NCBI's taxonomy places the organism in Eukaryota, Viridiplantae, Streptophyta, Magnoliopsida, Fabales, Fabaceae. The transcript has 4 exons.
AAAAUAAAAUAAAAAUAAGAAAAGAAAAGACACACACACACACACACCUUGAUGUGCAUUUGAAAUUGAAUUUGUAUGAGUGCGCACCGCAGCAAAGUAGGGCACAAAGUAGAAACAAAAAAGUUCCUUUUUGAAGAAUAAAAUUUCAAACCAUUCGAGUGACUGAGUCAGUCUCGAGUCGAGAGAACGAACUGUGUCUAUGUAUGACUCAAACAGAACAACAUAGUAAACGGUAAUGCUGUGUGUUGUUUCUGAAUAGUUUCAGAUCUGUGUCAUAUUAUUCAUUGGAUGAAAAGUGUUCACGCUUAGAUAUUUUUGUUAUGGCGUCUGAAACGGCGUCGUCUGCUGAUGAAGAAAAAGAAACCCUUUUAGUUUCAACUGGAGCAGGAGGAGGAGGAGGAGGCACAGAUAAAAGAGGUAAACAUCGUAUUCUUGCUGAAUUGAAGCGUCUUCAACAAGACACCAAAUUUCUUCAGGAAGAAUUGGAAGAGCUCGAGAAGACAGAAAAUGUGUCGGCUAUAUGCAAGGAAUUGCUACAAAACAUGGAUACUAGACCUGAUCCACUAAUCCCAGAAGUUCAUGGACCUGUAAACCUCUUAUGGGAUAGAUGGUUUGAAGGGCCUCAGGAUCCACAAGCAUGUAGAUGUUGGAUACUUUGAUUUGAAGCUGUAUGUCAAUUCCAUUGCAAAUAGGAUGUGAAUGUUACUACUGCACAAAAGUGACUUUGGAAAGAAAAUGCUUGGUGGCAUUUUAUACUACACACACUAAUUCUUUAAUGGCUUCAUGUUGUGUUAUAUUAGAAUAGAUUAUGCAUCAAAUACUGUCUAUCUGUAAUCACAUUAAUUUACUGCAUUCAAUUAGAAGUAUCAUUAUUUGUGCUUA